This is a messenger RNA of Cucurbita maxima (winter squash), 3502 nucleotides long. Its product is annotated as protein starmaker-like. Lineage: Eukaryota; Viridiplantae; Streptophyta; Magnoliopsida; Cucurbitales; Cucurbitaceae. The transcript is spliced from 14 exons. The record is from RefSeq and is a predicted model, not a curated record. Gene Ontology annotation, cellular component: nucleus; chromatin. Bases 266 to 3019 code for a protein of 917 amino acids. Gene Ontology annotation, biological process: DNA repair; mitotic sister chromatid cohesion.
AUACAAAGAGUUGAAGGGAUAGUCUUAUUUUUACCAGCAUUUCGAAACACUCAUUUUUUCCCUCUCUAUAUCUAUCAAGAACAACAAAAAAAAAUAAAAAAAAGAAACCCUAGCUUCUCCCCACUCGUUUUCCCUCCCAUUUCUAUCCGAUUUCUCCACAUUCCCAUCCGAUUCGGUGGGUUACUCUGCUUCCAUGAACUUCAAUUGAACUCAACUCUUCCGCACUUCGAAGGAUCUGGAAGCUUAAGCUGCAAACCGACCAACAAUGGCGUCUUCUGACAAGGAUGUCGAAGAACAGCUUUUGGAAGCUGGCAAUAAGAUUGUUGACCCUCCUACUUCAGUUGAAGAACUUCUACCUCUUCUCGACAAAAUAGAGAGUUUGCUGGCGAGGGUUGAACAAUCCCCCUCAAAAUCAAUGCAGAGUGCGCUUACUCCAUCACUGAAAGCCCUGAUUUCUGAUCAACUUCUAAGACAUUCGGAUAUUGAUGUCAAAGUUGCAGUUGCUACAUGCAUUAGUGAAAUAACUAGGAUCACUGCACCUGAUGCCCCUUACAAUGAUGAGCAAAUGAAGGAGGUAUUUCAUCUUAUAGUAUCAUCCUUUGAAAAUCUCUCUGACAAGUCUAGUCGAUCAUAUGCAAAGAGGGCAUCCAUUCUUGAAACCGUUGCAAAGGUCAGAUCAUGUGUGGUCAUGCUGGAUUUGGAAUGUGAUGGAUUGAUCAUUGAGAUGUUCCAACAUUUCCUUAAGACAGUAAGAGAUUAUCACCCAGAGAAUGUAUUUUCGUCAAUGGAGACAAUUAUGAGCCUUGUCUUAGAAGAAAGUGAAGACAUAGCUGUAGAGCUCCUCUCUCCGAUCUUAGAAAGUGUGAAGAAGGACAAUGAGGAAAUUCUACCUAUUGCUCGGAAGUUAGGAGAGAGAGUUCUUGAUAACUGUUCUACCAAGCUCAAACCUUAUUUGGUUCAAGCUGUAAAAAGCUUAGGAAUUUCUUUUGAUGAUUAUAGUGAUAUUAUUGCUUCCAUAUGCAAAGAUCUUUCUGGCUCUCUUGAGCCAAGCAAUCUUAACGAUGCUGGUGAAAACGUGGUUGCUGAGAGCCAGUGCGUUAGAACGUCUGGGGAUGAGGUUGAAGAAAACCAGACAGAAGUGGCCACACCUGAGAGAGUUGACUCGGCCGUUGAGAAACAUCAUGACUCAGUUAAGAGCAAUGGAGCUGCACAGGGGGGUGAAUAUGUCUCUGUCUCUAGUUUGGUGCACAAGAAGGAAGAACAUGGUGGUCAGGAGUGCAAAGAGGUGAAAUCACCCAAAAGUCCUGAACCUGCUAAUUUGGGAUCUGAGAAGGCUAGCAAUGUGAAGGAAAGAUCUGAAAAGCUCCCUAGGAAAAGAGGCAGAAAACCUAAACAAUCCGCAAAAUCUACAGCAGUUCCUCAUGUUGAUGCUCUGAAGGAAUCUGAGAAUCAACCAGAACACGAAAGCCGUAGUGACCAUCCUAGUUCUCCUCGGGGAGACCGGACUGCUGAAAACUUGCCUUCAGAAAAUGCGGUUGAUGCCAAGCCUUCUUCACCCAAGGCUAUGGAGAUUCAAUCAGCAAACAUUGCUUCAUCUUCACUUAGUGGAAGCGUUCCCAGUGAGUGUAACAAUAAGUCUGUACAGGCAAAGAAGAAGGGAAACCCAGCUAAAGUGGUGGUGGCAUCAUCUGCAGAAGUUUCAAAAAAAGCAUCUGAUGGAAUGAAUAAGUCAGGAGCAAAGAUCGUUUCACAUGGUGAAGAGAAGGCUCCAGCUGGAGUUUCUGAUGAUACUAAGACUGCAGCUGAAGAUGCAGCAGAAAGGGAAAGUGAUACUGCUAGUGAUUCUGAAGUUAAGACGUUGAAACAGUCCGCUAGGAAGGGAGGUGGAGCCAGUAAGAGUAGUGGUGAAUCUUUAAAACAAUCGGAGGCUAAGAGAAAGAAGGGAUUGUUGAAAUCUAUUUCUGGAAAAACCAUUAAAAAUUUGUCAGAUGAUGAUGAUAAAAAGGAAGCAACACCUGUGCUGAAACCAACCUCAAAAACCACCAAAGAUGAGAAGAUCUUGGACAAGACUACAACACCAGCUUCCAAGAGGAAACGAACUCCGAGCAAAGAAAAAGAGUCUGAAACCAAGGAUUUUGAUGAAUCUUUGGUUGGUUCAAAGAUAAAAGUGUGGUGGCCAAAGGAUCGCAUGUUUUAUGCAGGUGUAGUCGAAUCUUUUGAUCCUGGAAAAAGGAAGCACAAGGUUUUAUACACGGAUGGAGAUGAAGAAAUACUAAAUCUUAAAAAGGAGAGAUGGGAAUAUAUUGACGACGGCUCUGGAUCUGAACGGGAGGAAACAGCAGAUCUAGUGAGAUCAGAAUCUGCAGCAGAGACACCUCAAAAGAAAAAGGCGAAACUAAAUGCCAACGAGGCUGCUAAGCGAGGAAAGAUGGACGUCUCACCAAAAAAGGGUGGAGCGACUUCCUCCGGCAAAUCCAAAGGUGUAGCUACAAAAACUAAUCAGAGUAGUGGCAGCAAAGUUGAAGGAAAGUCGAAAGAGAAUACCCCUAAGGUUGGAAGACCUGCAAAUGUAAGCAAAUCCAAGGAUCAAAACACUCCUAAAACUGUCAGCAAAGCUGGUAGCACAGGACCGAAAAUUGUUAGCAAGUCGAAGAAUGACGACGCUGAAUCACACAAGACUAGCAAAUUGAAGGAUAAUGAGACAACUACACCUACUGUUGUUGCAAAGUCCAAGCAAGACGUGUUGAAGACAGGGAAGUCCAAACAAGAGACUCCAAAAACUCCUGCAAUUUCAAAGGGAAAGUCUACUACUAAAACAGGCGAUAAAUCUAAUAGUGCCAAUCUCUCCCCCAAGGUUAAGUUCACAUCUUCAAAAUCAAAAGAAAGUGGAGAUUUGAAGAAUUCUGCUGCUCCUGGGAAAACAAUGGAGAAUUCAAAGGGAAAGUCACUAAAUUCAUCCAAUGAUCAGGGCAGUGAAUCUAAGCCGGGAAAGAAAAGAAGAAUAGAGUCAAAAGGUUGAAUCACCAUGUCUAUUCCAAAAAGGUUGGAGUUUGUCUAUUCUCGCCUCGGUCUGCAUUACAUAUUUGCAAAUUCUACAAUGAGUUCUUAGCAAACUUGCUCUGGAUCUGAUCUCAUCUCAUCUCAUUGGCAUGUUUUCGAGAGAUUGUCAUAUAUUCUUAGUGUUAGGUAGGUUAGCAACAAUUAUAGGAGUAUGCUAGAGUUCUCUUUGUAGUUGUUUGCAGCAAUUCAUGUCAUCCUGUGGGAGGUAAUAGUAGAGAAUGUUAAGUUAGCUAUAUGUAUUAUUACUCUUGGCUUUUCUCAAACAAAGAUUGGCUUACUAGAGAAACAAAGCCACAGAUUCAGAACACAGAGGUCUUUCCUUUCUAGGCCCUUCUGUCUUCUUAUCUCCUGUUUUACCACCACCGUCUUAACUCCCUAGGUGAUUUUCAGAGUAAUUGUUAACCUAACAUCUGGUAUUUGAUUAAUGCCUUUGGAAGCUUAA